AUGCAAGAGGACAAGAUGAUGGAAUCCAAAGAGAUCUCCGCAGGUCCCAUCACUGAGGUCUCUUCACAAGAAGACGAUAAGGUCGGGACGGUCUCGCCCAUUGACGAAACCACAAACCGCCAUGGAGAGGGAUACAUGGGACAAUACCGUCGCACAUUUCGAUCCCGUCACAUCCAAAUUGUGACCUUGGGAAGCAACAUUGGGUCCGGUCUCUUCAUCUCCACGGGUAAGGCUCUUCGAAAUGCCGGUCCUGGAAACAUGAUCAUUGGAUAUACAACGGUCAUGACCAUGGUCGUUGUGACCCUUCAAUUGUUGACAGAGUUGACUGUGGCCUUCCCUGUGAGCGGAAGUCUCAUCGACUACGCAGACCGUUUCGUCGAUCCUGCCCUGGCCUUUGGAAUGGGCUUCGGCGAGUGGUUGGCCUGGACGACCGUCCUGGCUUCUGAAGGAGCCGCCUUCCAAGUCAUCAUUCAAUACUGGACUGAUGCUGUUCCCGUUGCUGUGUGGAUGACUCUGAUCAUUAUCAUCACCUUCGGUAUCCACGCCUGCCCCAACAGAGUGUUUGCAGAAGUCCAAUACGCUGUCGCGGUUCUGAAGGUCAUUAUGCUGCUGAUUAUGGUAUUUACGUGUUGUGCCAUGAUUGCUGGGGCUGGGCCGACGGGAACCGUCCACAAUGGUCAAUACUGGCGUGAGCUUCCGCCGUUUCUACACAACGUGAAGGGUACCUGCCUGUGUGCCAUCUACGCCAUUUGGGGAGUUGGCGACCAGGUAUACGUGGGAAUCAUGGGCGGCGAGACCAAGAACCCUCGACACACCAUGCCACGAGCAGUCAAGAGUGUCGGCGUUCGAGUCUUCUUCUUCUUCAUGCUGAUUGUCAUCUUCAUCACAUUCCUUGUGCCUGAGAAUGACCCUCGACUGCUGGGAGGAUCGGGUCUCAGCGCCUCGCCCCUUGUCAUCGCCCUCAACGACGCCGGUAUCAACGUGGUCCCCCAAAUCCUCAACGCCAUCUUCCUGGUCAUCUCCGCUACAGGUGGCUUGGAGCCUCUUUACAUUGCAUCGCGCGUCAUGCGCCACAUGGCCCUCUCCGGACAGUUGCCUAAGAAGCUGGCGCAGGUUGAUAGUAAAGGUCGACCUACCUGGGCUCUGUUUGUGACUUCCAUUUUCACCAUUGCUUUCACAUAUAUCAACUGCAGCAACACUGGUGCCGUGGUCUUCUCCUGGUUCUCUAGCGUGUCCUCGACCAUCUUCAUGAUCGCGUGGGUCGUGCUUGCCAUCUGCAGCGUCCGAUUCCACGCCGCCAUCAAAGCCCAGAAGAGCACGCUUUUGGAAGGCAAGUAUGCAUACCGUGCAAUGUUCUGGCCAGCCGGACCCGUUUUCCUCGGCGUCACCGCGUUUCUUGUCCUCGUGGGCUUGUUCGCGGAGGCCUUAUACCCUGUCGGAGGGACCAAUCUGAGCGCCUACGACUUUUUCGAGACGUACCUUGGAGUCCCGCUCGUCUUGGUCGCCAUUGUCGGGUACAAGUUGAUCUUCCGCACCAAGUUCCGACGUGCCAGCGAGAUCGACCUCGUGUCUGGCCAUCGGCCCUUGACCGAGGAGGACGAGCACUUCCUUGACCAAUACUAUGCUCAGCCCAUGUGGAAGAGAGUCUGGAGCUACGUCACCACCAGUGACAAGUGA
This is a messenger RNA of Capronia coronata CBS 617.96, 1677 nucleotides long. RefSeq lists its product as uncharacterized. The transcript is spliced from 5 exons. NCBI's taxonomy places the organism in Eukaryota, Fungi, Ascomycota, Eurotiomycetes, Chaetothyriales, Herpotrichiellaceae. Gene Ontology annotation, biological process: amino acid transmembrane transport. Gene Ontology annotation, cellular component: membrane. Gene Ontology annotation, molecular function: amino acid transmembrane transporter activity. The coding region runs from base 1 to 1677 and encodes 558 amino acids. The record is from RefSeq and is a predicted model, not a curated record.